Messenger RNA from Morchella importuna, 2031 nucleotides. RefSeq lists its product as uncharacterized. The coding region runs from base 1 to 2031 and encodes 676 amino acids. The transcript has 7 exons. The record is from RefSeq and is a predicted model, not a curated record. Lineage: Eukaryota; Fungi; Ascomycota; Pezizomycetes; Pezizales; Morchellaceae. Gene Ontology annotation, molecular function: L-glutamine:D-fructose-6-phosphate transaminase (isomerizing) activity; carbohydrate derivative binding. Gene Ontology annotation, biological process: protein N-linked glycosylation; fructose 6-phosphate metabolic process; UDP-N-acetylglucosamine metabolic process.
AUGUGUGGAAUUUUCGGAUACAUCAAUUACCUUGUUGAGAAGGAUCGUAAAUUUAUCCUGGAUACAUUGAUCCAAGGUCUUUCUCGUCUUGAGUACCGUGGAUAUGAUUCAGCAGGUGUAGCGGUUGACGGAGAUAAGGAGGGCGAGGUUUUCGCUUUCAAGGAGGUUGGAAAGGUUGAGAAGCUCAAGCAGCUCAUCCAUGACUCCAAGCCCGACCUUGAUGCUACUUUCGUUUCACACGCUGCCAUCUCCCACACCCGAUGGGCCACCCACGGGCAGCCCUCGCGCGUGAACUGCCACCCUCAUAGGAGUGACCCCACAUUCAGAUUCACCGUUGUUCACAAUGGUAUCAUCACAAACUACAAGGAAUUGAAGGCGCUUUUGGAGAGCAAGGGUGAGGUUUUUGAGAGUGAGACCGAUACCGAGUGCAUCGCCAAGCUUGCCAAAUACAUCUACGACCAGAACAAGAGCAUUGACUUCACCACCCUGGCAAAGUCCAUCAUCUCAGAGCUCGAGGGUGCUUUUGGACUUUUGUUGAAGUCUACCUCAAGGAAGAUGAAGGUGGACUUUGUUGAUGUUGAGUUUUCCGACUCAAUCCCUCUUCCGGCCGAGCAGGCUUCACACAACGUUGCCUUGAGGAACCUCAAGUCCGGUCCCCAGAACAGCUUGGCUCCUCCGGACAAGAGCCUUCUUCACAGAUCCCAGUCUCGUGCUUUCCUGUCUGACGACGGAAUGCCCGUGCCUGCUGAGUUCUUCUUGAGUUCCGAUCCAUCAGCUAUCGUUGAGCACACCAAGAAGGUUCUCUACCUUGAGGAUGAUGACAUUGCGCACAUCCACGAAGGCCAGCUCAACAUCCACCGUGCUGGAAAGAACAACGGUGCUUCUGCCAUCCGUACCAUCCAGACAUUGGAGUUGGAGCUUCAAGAGAUCAUGAAGGGCAAGUUCGACCACUUCAUGCAGAAGGAGAUUUUCGAGCAGCCCGAGUCGGUUGUCAACACUAUGCGUGGUCGUCUUGACGCCGUGAACAAGAAGGUUACCCUUGGUGGUCUCCGACAAUACUUGAGCACAAUCCGCCGCUGCAGAAGGAUUAUCUUCAUUGCCUGCGGUACCUCAUACCACUCCUGUAUGGCUGUGCGAGGAAUCUUUGAAGAGUUGACAGAGAUUCCGAUCGCCGUUGAGCUUGCCUCGGACUUUUUGGACAGGCAGGCUCCGGUAUUCCGUGACGAUACCUGCGUGUUUGUUUCCCAGUCUGGUGAAACCGCCGACUCACUGAUGGCGCUGAGGUACUGCCUUGAGCGUGGGGCCCUUACUGUUGGUAUCGUUAACGUUGUCGGAUCUUCAAUCUCACUCCUCACCCACUGUGGUGUCCACAUCAACGCUGGUCCGGAAAUCGGUGUGGCAUCAACAAAGGCCUACACAUCGCAGUUCAUUGCCUUGGUCAUGUUUGCGCUGUCGCUGAGUGAGGACCGUGCGUCAAAGAUCCAGAGGCGGGCAGACAUCAUGGAUGGUUUGGCCAACAUCUCCAACCAGAUCAAGAGCAUCUUGGAGCAGGACCAGGCCAUCAAGCAGUUGUGCAAGACCUUCUUCCAGAACCAGAAGUCGUUGCUUCUCCUUGGAAGAGGUAACCAGUUCGCUACCGCUCUUGAGGGAGCGCUCAAGAUUAAGGAAAUCUCAUACCUCCACUGCGAGGCUGUCAUGUCCGGAGAGCUUAAGCAUGGUGUCUUGGCUCUCGUUGAUGAGAACCUGCCCAUCAUCAUGAUCUUGACCAGGGACGAGAUCUUCAAGAAAUCAUUGAACGCUUACCAGCAAGUUACUGCUCGUGGUGGUCGCCCAAUUGUCAUCUGCAACAAGGAUGACGAGGAGUUUGUCAAUGAGAAGUGCGAGAAGAUUGAGAUGCCGACAACUGUCGACUGCUUGCAGGGUCUUCUCAACGUUAUUCCCCUUCAGCUUGUUGCGUACUGGCUUGCGAUUGCUGAGAACCUUAACGUCGACUUCCCAAGAAACUUGGCCAAGUCCGUUACUGUCGAGUAA